AUGAACCCUGCCCGGCAGCUGUUCUUGCUGCUGCCGUCGCUGCUCCUGGUGGUGGUGGUGGUAAAAAAGCCAGCCACAUCAUCGGCGUCCCCGUCAUGGCCAGACACAUCGACUCGUAAUGUUUCUUCAUUCUCUCUUUUUUCUUUCCUUCUCUCUCCCCUUUUUGCUUUCUUCUCUCUCUUCCUCCCCUUUUUGCUUUCUUCUCUCUCCCUCCCCUUUUUUUUCUUCUCUCUCCCUCCCUUUUGCUUUCUUCUCUCUCCCCUCCCUUUUUUAGCUUUUUCUUCUCUCUCUCUCCCCUUUUUGCCUUUCUUCUCUCUCUCUCCCCUUUUUGCCUUUCUUCUCUCUCUCUCCCCUUUUUUAAUUUUCUUCUCUCUCCCCUUUUUGCCUUUCUUCUCUCUCUCUCCCCUUUUUGCCUUUCUUCUCUCUCUCUCCCCUUUUUGCCUUUCUUCUCUCUCUCUCCCCUUUUUGCCUUUCUUCUCUCUCUCUCCCUUUUUUUCUUCUUCUCUCUCUCCCCUUUUUUAUUUUCUUCUCUCUCUCUCCCUUUUUUUCUUUCUUCUCUCUCUCUCCCCUUUUUUUUUCUUCUCUCUCUCUCUCUUUUUUUCUUUCUUCUCUCUCUCCCCUUUUUUUCUUCUUCUCUCUCUCUCUCCCUUUUGCCUUUCUUCUCUCUCUCUCCCUUUUUUUCUUUCUCUCUCUCUCUUUUUCUCUCUUUCUUCUCUCUCUCUCCCUUUUUGCCUUUCUUCUCUCUCUCUCCCUUUUUUCCUUUCUUCUCUCUCUCUCCCUUUUGCCUUUCUUCUCUCUCUCUUUUUGCCUUUCUUCUCUCUCUCUCCCUUUUUUCUUUUCUCUCUCUCUCCCCUUUUUUUCUCUUUUCUCUCUCUCUCUCCCUUUUUCCUUUCUUCUCUCUCUCUCCUUUUGCCUUUCUUCUCUCUCUCUCCCUUUUCCUUUUUUUCUCUCUCUCUCCCCCUUUUUUUUUUUCUCUCUCUCUCUCUCCCCCUUUUUUUUUCUCUCUCUCUCUCUCUUUUUUUUUUUUUCUUCUCUCUCCCCUUUUUGCCUUUCUUCUCUCUCUCUCCCUUUUUUUUCUCUCUCUCUCUCCCUUUUUCUCUUCUUCUCUCUCUCUCCUUUUUGCCUUUCUUCUCUCUCUCUCCCUUUUUUUCUUUCUUCUCUCUCUCUCUUUCUCCUUUCCUUCUCUCUCUCUCCUUUUUGCCUUUCUUCUCUCUCUCUCCCUUUUUCUUUCUUCUCUCUCUCUCUCUUGCUUCUUCUCUCUCUCUCUCUUUUGCCUUUCUUCUCUCUCUCUCCCCUUUUGCCUUUCUUCUCUCUCUCUCCUUUUUCUUUUCUUCUCUCUCUCUCUCCUUUUUUCUUUCUUCUCUCUCUCUCCCCUUUUUCCUUUUUCUCUCUCUCUCCCCUUUUCUUUUUGCCUUUCUUUCUCUCUCUCUCCCUUUUUUUCUUUCUUCUCUCUCUCUCCCCUUUCCUUCUCUCUCUCUCUCCCCCCUUUUUCUCUUUCUUCUCUCUCUCUCCCCUUUUUGCUUUCUUCUCUCUCUCUCCCCCAAAAUUCUUCUCUCUCUCCCUCUUUGCCUUUCUUCUCUCUCUCUCCCCUUUUUGCCUUUCUUCUCUCUCUCUCCCCUUUUUGCCUUUCUUCUCUCUCUCUCCCCUUUUUGCCUUUCUUCUCUCUCUCUCCCCUUUUUGCCUUUCUUCUCUCUCUCCCCUUUUUGCCUUUCUUCUCUCUCUCCCUUUUUGCCUUUCUUCUCUCUCUCCUCUUUCUUUUCUUCUUUCUUCUCUCUCUCUCCCAUUUUUUUUGUUUCUUCUCUCUCUCUCCCUUUUGCCUUUCUUCUCUCUCUCCCCCUUUUUUUUCUUUCUUCUCUCUCUCUCUCCCUUUUUUGCUUUUUCUCUCUCUCUCCCCCUUUUUUCUUUCUUCUCUCUCUCUCCCCUUUUUUGCCUUUUCUUCUCUCUCUCUCCCCUUUUUGCCUUUCUUCUCUCUCUCUCCCCUUUUUGCCUUUCUUCUCUCUCUCUCCCCUUCUCUUUUUUUUCCUUCUCCUUUCUUUUCUCUCGCAUUUCUUCAUUUCCUUUUUUAUUCACUUUGUAAUCUGCCACAAUUUAAUAACAUCUAUCUAUCUAUCUAUCUAUCUAUCUAUCUAUCUAUCUAUCUAUCUAUCUAUCUAUCUAUCUAUCUAUCUAUCUAAUAAACUAUUCGGUUUGAUUUGUCGAAAUUCAGUGUCCUAG
Molecule: messenger RNA, 2214 nt
Organism: Acanthosepion pharaonis
Lineage: Eukaryota; Metazoa; Mollusca; Cephalopoda; Sepiida; Sepiidae
Source: the annotation of a GenBank genome assembly